Molecule: messenger RNA, 809 nt
Organism: Mercurialis annua (annual mercury)
Lineage: Eukaryota; Viridiplantae; Streptophyta; Magnoliopsida; Malpighiales; Euphorbiaceae
Exons: 3
Coding region: 103-786 (227 amino acids)
Source: RefSeq, a predicted model, not a curated record
UUUUCAACUCAAAAAACAAAAAAACCAUCCUCUCAACUUCCUCUCAAAUCAAAAUUCUCUAAAAUCCAUUACAAAAUCUCAAGCAAUAAUCGGAGCCGAUUUAUGUCGGAAUUGACGAAAGAUAAAAGACGGGGACCUCCGAAAGAAGGACCCGGUAAUGGUGGCAGUGGAAAGAGUAAGCCUAUUAUAGCUGAAGCUGAUUUUGAGGAGUCGGGACAGCGAAAUGUUCGAAAGCGUGGUGUGAGUGCCUCAGUCCGACGACACAAGAAGGGGGCUCCUGCUAUUGAGGGAGCUAGUGAGACGCCAGUCGAUGAUCAGAUACAGGAUGAUCGGAUGGAGGAUGAUGACAUGGAAGACCGCCGGAUAGACGAUGCUGAUUUUGAGACUUCUGAGGACGAGAGUUUAGGACCAAUCGUGAACAUUCGACGGAGAAAGGGGAAAGAUGGACGGUUUGUUGCUGAAACGUCAUCAGUGACGAGUAGAAGAGCCAGGACUGAAAUACCUGCUUGGACUGUUAGUGAUCCAGUGCCAUGUGGACCUGAGGACGGGAGUAUUAUUCCCAGUUUCCUUGGACAUGUCGCUUAUGGAAUAUGGACAGGGAAGGAGGAGCGAGGCACUCUGAAGUGUCAGAGUAGACAUGCAAUUUGUAAGAGGCUGUCAGCAUGGCAUCAUGACGCCUCAGACGAGGUCAAAUACCUGAUAGCCGAGAUUGGUUUGGGGCAUCUCCCUGAUAUUAUGUUCAGUCACUUGGAUAUUCCGCUCCUUUCUGCAUUUGUGGAGCGAUGACAGCCUGAUACUAACUCUUUUCA